This is a messenger RNA of Glycine soja, 2023 nucleotides long. Its product is annotated as pentatricopeptide repeat-containing protein At1g62910-like. Gene Ontology annotation, molecular function: protein binding. Bases 171 to 1919 code for a protein of 582 amino acids. The record is from RefSeq and is a predicted model, not a curated record. NCBI's taxonomy places the organism in Eukaryota, Viridiplantae, Streptophyta, Magnoliopsida, Fabales, Fabaceae. The transcript has a single exon.
AUUUAAAUUCAGUUAAUAUCAAAAUUUGAAAGCAUAAAAACAUAUUAGAAAAACCCGGAAAUUAAUAUGCUGAGAAUAACAUAUUAGUGUGGAAAGUAGUAGGUCAGGAACAACGCCGCCGAUCCUGAGAUUCAUCCUUCAUCUAUACUCUCUUUCCUUUUCCAUUAGCAAUGCCAUCUUUCUCAUUCUUAAGAACAUUCAGGCUCUCUCUUUUUCCGCCUUAUCCCCCAAUUGCAAUUCCAACUGCAACCCUCCAUUAUCAAUCCCAUUCUCAACCUCACUAUCACCAUGAUGCUGUUGCCUCAUUCAAUCUCAUGCUUCUUAUGCGCCCUCCCCCACCCACCUUCCUUUUUAACAACAUUCUGAGUUCCCUUGUCAAGAACAAGCGUUAUCCCACUGUCAUCUCCCUUUUUAAACAAUUCGAGCCAAAUGGGAUUACACCUGACCUUUGUACUCUGAGUAUCCUCAUCAAUUGUUUCUGCCAUCAGGCUCACAUCACUCUUGCUUUUUCUGUAUUCGCCAACAUCCUCAAGAGGGGUUUUCAUCCGGAUGCAAUUACCCUCAACACACUCAUCAAAGGCCUCUGUUUUCGUGGGGAGAUUAAAAAAACACUUUACUUUCACGAUCAGGUGGUGGCUCAAGGGUUCCAGUUGGACCAAGUCAGUUAUGGGACGUUGAUCAAUGGUUUGUGCAAAGCAGGAGAGACAAAGGCUGUCGCAAGAUUACUGAGGAAGCUGGAAGGACACUCGGUUAAACCUGAUGUGGUGAUGUACAAUACAAUAAUUAAUAGCUUAUGCAAAAAUAAACUCCUGGGAGAUGCCUGUGAUGUGUACUCUGAAAUGAUUGUUAAGGGAAUUUCCCCGGAUGUUGUCACCUACACUACUCUGAUCCAUGGCUUUUGCAUCAUGGGUCAUUUGAAAGAAGCAUUUUCUUUGUUAAAUGAAAUGAAAUUGAAAAACAUCAACCCCAAUCUUUGUACCUUUAACAUAUUGAUUGAUGCAUUAGGCAAGGAAGGUAAGAUGAAAGAAGCAUUUUCCUUGUUGAAUGAAAUGAAAUUGAAAAACAUCAACCCGGAUGUUUAUACCUUUAGCGUAUUGAUUGAUGCAUUAGGCAAGGAAGGUAAGGUGAAAGAAGCAUUUUCCUUGUUGAAUGAAAUGAAAUUGAAAAACAUCAACCCGGAUGUUUGUACCUUUAACAUAUUGAUUGAUGCAUUAGGCAAGAAAGGAAGGGUGAAAGAAGCUAAAAUUGUGUUAGCUGUGAUGAUGAAAGCAUGUGUUGAGCCUGAUGUUGUUACUUAUAAUUCUCUAAUAGAUGGAUACUUCUUGGUUAAUGAAGUAAAACACGCAAAAUAUGUAUUCUAUUCUAUGGCUCAAAGGGGAGUGACUCCUAAUGUUCAGUGUUAUACUAUCAUGAUUAAUGGGUUAUGUAAGAAAAAAAUGGUGGAUGAAGCUAUGAGUCUCUUUGAAGAAAUGAAGCACAAAAAUAUGAUUCCUGAUAUUGUGACUUAUAAUUCUCUUAUUGAUGGUCUGUGCAAAAAUCAUCAUCUGGAGAGGGCAAUUGCAUUAUUAAAGGAAAUGAAAGAGCAUGGAAUUCAGCCAGAUGUAUACUCAUACACAAUACUUCUUGAUGGGCUGUGCAAGGGUGGAAGACUUGAGAUUGCAAAGGAGUUUUUCCAGCAUCUUUUGGUUAAAGGCUGUCAUCUGAAUGUUUGGCCAUAUAAUGUUAUGAUCAAUGGGCUUUGUAAAGCAGGCCUGUUUGGUGAAGCGAUGGAUUUGAAGUCAAAAAUGGAAGGCAAAGGUUGCAUGCCCAAUGCUAUAACUUUUAGAACAAUUAUUUGUGCCCUAUCUGAAAAAGAUGAAAAUGAUAAGGCAGAGAAAAUUCUCCGAGAAAUGAUUGCUAGAGGCUUAUUGAAAGAGUAAAACUAGGUGCGAUUGUUUUCAAUUACUAUUGAAUAACUGGUUCAUUCAUGGCAACAAAUAUUCAAUCGUUUAUUUUCUUGAUUUAUAUAAAUUUUUUAUACCCA